GUGAGAGAGAUGGUGGGGGUGGGAACCGAGGCCGGCAGUCCAGAGAUAGAAACGUAAUGUGGUCUUCUUUUUGUUUUCCUCACCAUAUCAUGUCUCUCUCUCUCUCUCUUACCUUUCCAAAGUCAAAGCAUAGAGAAUAGCUAUACCAAGGAAACCCCUAAACUGAAACCACCCCAAUUCCCUCGUCUCUCUCUCGGGAAUUGUAUGAUGAAUUCCAACGCUACUUCUUCGACCUCCGGAGUCGUUGGAUCGACCGAUUCCUCAUCAGCACCCAGAAGAAAUUCCAAGCGACCCAAAUAUUCAAGGUUUACGCAACAAGAACUUCCAGCUUGCAAGCCGAUUCUUACACCGAGAUGGGUGAUUUCAGCAUUCAUGCUUGUUAGCAUUGUCUUCAUUCCCAUUGGAGUUGCCUCUUUGUUUGCUUCCCGGGAUGUGGUUGAAAUUGUUGAUCGGUAUGAAACUGAAUGCAUACCUCCAGCCUCAAGAAGUGAUAAGAUCAAAUACAUUCAAAGCCAGGAUGAUAAAACCUGCAACAGAACACUGACGGUACCGAAGCGUAUGAAGCAACCUAUUUAUGUGUAUUAUCAGCUUGACAACUUCUACCAGAAUCAUCGCAGGUAUGUGAAGAGCCGGAGUGAUCAGCAGUUGAAAUAUGCGACUAGUGAGACUGAUACAAGCACAUGUAAACCUGAAGAUACUGCUAACGGCGCAUCAAUUGUGCCUUGCGGCCUUAUAGCUUGGAGUUUGUUCAAUGAUACUUAUAGCUUUUCCCACAACAACCAGCAAUUGGCAGUAAAAAAGAAGGGUAUCUCAUGGAAGAGUGAUAGAGAACACAAGUUUGGAAAAGAUGUCUACCCUAAAAACUUCCAGAAUGGAACUCUUAAAGGGGGUGGAUAUCUCGAUUCGACAAUACCAUUGAGUGACCAGGAGGACCUCAUUGUUUGGAUGAGAACUGCAGCUCUUCCAACGUUUCGGAAGCUGUACGGGAAGAUAGAGGUGGAUCUGGAGGAAAAUGACGUUAUUCAGGUGACAUUGAAGAACAAUUACAACACCUAUAGUUUCAAUGGAAAGAAGAGGCUUGUUCUCUCUACCACUACCUGGCUUGGUGGAAAGAAUGACUUUCUUGGCAUUGCUUACCUUACCGUUGGCGCCUUCUGCUUCUUUCUGGCAAUGACAUUCACUGUUGUAUAUCUAUUUAAGCCAAGUAAAAUUGAAAUGUGGUAUUCACACACAAGUCUUUCAAGUUGGGAGGCAAAGAAAUGAAUUUCAACUCCCAAUACUCUAGUGUUAGCCAGGAGCACCUUCCAAUAAUUGCCACUUGGAGAUCCAUCUUAUUUGUCAUGGAACCGGAACACAGGAGGUCACUAAGCAACCCUGUGAAAUGUUUUCAAGCGAAUUGGCUUGGCCUGGUUUUCUCAUUUGUGGAUGUAUUUUUAUGUGGAAAAAAUGGCAAAGCAGUAACUAUGUAACAUCAGUUCAAAGUGUUGUAGUUAUUGGCAUUUUGAAUUUCGUGGACGUUGGUGUCCUGUAUCAGAAAAAUUUCACGAAUAGGAUGUAUACAGUCUGUUGAGAGGUUGAUUUCUUAUUAUCCUUAUGUUUUGCGCUUUCUGUA
Messenger RNA from Camellia sinensis, 1612 nucleotides. RefSeq names its product ALA-interacting subunit 3. Lineage: Eukaryota; Viridiplantae; Streptophyta; Magnoliopsida; Ericales; Theaceae. Gene Ontology annotation, cellular component: Golgi apparatus; endoplasmic reticulum; plasma membrane. The record is from RefSeq and is a predicted model, not a curated record.